AACGCGAGCAGCAGCACGUACAUUCCAGGGGACACUGCCGGAGCAUUCACCUCAGCAGAGCAACAUGUCGGCCACAGAUCUGGAGAAGCUGCGGAUGUCGGGGGCCGGGAAGGCUAUCGCCGUGCUGACGAGCGGGGGAGAUGCACAAGGAAUGAAUGCUGCGGUUCGUGCUGUGACUCGGAUGGGUAUUUAUGUUGGAGCUAAAGUUUUCCACAUAUAUGAGGGUUAUGAAGGCUUGGUUGAAGGUGGUGAUUGUAUCAAACAAGCAAGUUGGCUAAGUGUGUCAAACAUAAUUCAGCUGGGUGGCACUAUUAUUGGUAGUGCACGGUGUAAGGCAUUUACGACACAUGAAGGGCGUUUGUCUGCAGCCUUUAAUCUUGUUCAACAUGGCAUAACAAAUUUAUGUGUCAUUGGUGGUGAUGGAAGUUUAACUGGAGCAAAUAUAUUUCGGAAGGAGUGGGGAGGUUUGCUUGAAGAAUUGGUUAAAGGAGAGAAAAUAACUGAAGAUGUGGCUGCAAAGUAUUCCCAUCUAAAUAUUGUUGGACUGGUGGGUUCCAUUGACAAUGACUUCUGCGGUACUGAUAUGACAAUUGGAACUGAUUCAGCUUUGCACAGAAUUAUGGAGGUUAUUGAUGCAAUUACUACUACUGCACAGAGCCACCAGAGGACAUUUGUGCUGGAAGUCAUGGGAAGACACUGUGGGUAUUUAGCACUAGUGUCAGCUUUGGCAUCUGGGGCUGACUGGCUUUUUAUUCCAGAAAGUCCUCCUGAUGAGGGCUGGGAAGAUACCAUGUGUGCACGGCUAGGAGAGUGUCGAAGUCGAGGUUCAAGACUAAACAUAAUUAUUAUUGCUGAAGGAGCCAUUGACCAGAAUGGAGAACCAAUUACAUCUAAUUAUGUGAAAGAGCUGGUUGUUCAACGCUUGGGAUUUGAUACCAGAGUCACCGUUCUUGGACAUGUACAGAGGGGAGGAACUCCAUCAGCCUUCGACCGUGUAUUGAGCAGUAAAAUGGGCAUGGAAGCAGUUAUUGCUUUGAUGGAAGCAAAUGAAGACACUCCAGCCUGCGUGGUUAGUCUGUCUGGUAACCAGUCCGUGCGGCUGCCAUUGAUGGAGUGUGUUCAGGUGACAAAAGACGUCCAAAAAGCUAUGAAAGAUAAAAAGUUUGAGGAAGCAAUUCAGUUACGAGGAAGAAGUUUUGAAAAUAACUGGAACAUAUACAAGCUGCUUGCACAUCAAAAGCCAUCUGAAGAGAAGAGCAACUUCAAUAUUGCCAUUCUGAAUGUGGGUGCUCCGGCUGCUGGAAUGAAUGCUGCUGUCCGGUCUGCUGUGAGAAUUGGCAUUUCUGAGGGCCAUAAUGUCUACACUGUAAAUGAUGGAUUUGAAGGGCUUUCAAAGGGACAGAUUAACAAAGUAGAUUGGCAUGAUGUUGCUGGAUGGCUAGGUCGGGGUGGAUCGAUGUUAGGAACAAAAAGAACCAUUCCGAAGACGUGUAUCAAAAACAUUGUGGAAAACAUAAGAAAAUACAACAUCCAUGCUCUUUUGGUCGUUGGUGGAUUUGAGGCUUAUGAAGGAGUGUUACAGCUUGUCGAAGCGCGAGAACAUUAUGAAGAACUUUGCAUUAUCAUGUGUGUUAUCCCUGCUACUAUCAGCAACAAUGUACCAGGGACUGAUUUUAGUAUUGGCUCAGACACUGCUGUUAAUGCAGCCAUGGAGAGCUGUGAUCGCAUUAAACAAUCUGCUUCUGGCACAAAGCGUCGUGUCUUCAUUGUGGAGACCAUGGGUGGAUACUGUGGCUAUCUUGCUACAGUGGCAGGUAUAGCUGUUGGUGCUGAUGCUGCUUACAUUUAUGAGGAUACAUUCAACAUUCAUGACUUGAAGUCUAAUGUGGAGCAUCUAACAGAAAAAAUGAAGACCGAUAUUCAGAGAGGACUUGUGUUGAGGAAUGAAAAAUGCCAUGACUACUAUACCACAGACUUUUUGUAUAAUCUGUACUCUGCCGAAGGAAAAGACAUUUUUGACUGUCGUACAAAUGUUCUCGGACACUUGCAGCAGGGUGGUGCCCCAACCCCUUUUGAUCGUAAUUAUGGAACGAAACUUGGAGUCAAGGCUGUGGUGUGGAUUUCUGAAAAACUUAGAGAGUCUUAUCGAAGGGGCCGUGUAUUUGCCAAUUCUCCAGACACAGCCUGUGUAAUAGGUCUGAAGAAGAAGAUCGUGGCAUUUACAUCUGUUUGCGAGUUGAAAAAAGUUACUGACUUUGAGCAUCGGAUGCCAAAAGAGCAGUGGUGGCUGAACUUGCGUUUGAUGCUAAAGAUGCUGGCUAACUAUCAAAUCAGCUUAACAGAAUAUGUUUCAGGGAAGAUAGAACAUGUAACUCGCAGGACUCUGAGUAUUGAGAAAGGUUUUUGAUUAGUCCUAGGAUAUGUGAUAUUCUUGUAUAAUGAUAGGAUACAAAACUGUAAAUGCUAAACACAAAUGCUAAAUCUAGUUUAGCUAAAUUGGGUAAUUUUUACCAGUUAAACCCCCUUUCUGGUUACCAUUAUAUGCUUCAAGUUUACUUUUAAGCAUAUAGCCAGUGAGAUUUGCAGUAAUUAUCAAUGAAUCGAGACCUACAGUAAGUAUGAAAGGAGUGUGUGUGCAGGCACCCUGAGUAUUUCUCAGAAAUUAGUUUUGUUCUUGAAUGUAGAACGUUUUAGAUUCUUUAAUGAGAAAACAUUGCUCUGGAUAAAUCACCAAAAUUAAAACUGUAUUAAUAAACGCAAAUAAAUCAUUA
Bufo gargarizans (Asiatic toad) is the source of this 2771-nucleotide messenger RNA. RefSeq names its product ATP-dependent 6-phosphofructokinase, liver type. The transcript has 22 exons. NCBI's taxonomy places the organism in Eukaryota, Metazoa, Chordata, Amphibia, Anura, Bufonidae. Gene Ontology annotation, cellular component: membrane; 6-phosphofructokinase complex; cytoplasm. Gene Ontology annotation, molecular function: monosaccharide binding; AMP binding; ATP binding. Gene Ontology annotation, biological process: fructose 6-phosphate metabolic process; fructose 1,6-bisphosphate metabolic process; canonical glycolysis. Bases 65 to 2407 code for a protein of 780 amino acids. The record is from RefSeq and is a predicted model, not a curated record.